This is a messenger RNA of Fomitiporia mediterranea MF3/22, 944 nucleotides long. Its product is annotated as CDP-diacylglycerol-serine O-phosphatidyltransferase. Bases 25 to 750 code for a protein of 241 amino acids. The record is from RefSeq and is a predicted model, not a curated record. Gene Ontology annotation, molecular function: phosphotransferase activity, for other substituted phosphate groups. The transcript has 3 exons. Gene Ontology annotation, biological process: phospholipid biosynthetic process. Gene Ontology annotation, cellular component: membrane. Lineage: Eukaryota; Fungi; Basidiomycota; Agaricomycetes; Hymenochaetales; Hymenochaetaceae.
AGAAACGUUCGCCUGGCUAUCACCAUGAGUGAGACAAGACAAAGAAAGCCUUCAAGUCAGGCAAAGGCAAAUGGUGAUGGCGAAGCAGUCGCCUUGCAGCAGUACCUCGACACAGAAGGUCACUUCAGUCUCGUACGAAAUUUCCGACUUGCAGAUUUGGUCACAAUAAUGAACGGAUUCUGUGGUUCUUUUUCCAUAUUUUCGUCGGCACGCUACCUUUUAACGAAUGACGAGAGCCACCUCUACGCUGCUUUGGCGUAUCCGCUCGCGGGGUGCUUCUUUGAUUUUCUUGACGGGAAGGUGGCGAGGUGGCGUAAAUCGAGUAGUAUGCUUGGUCAAGAGCUUGAUAGUCUUGCUGACUUGAUCUCGUUUGGUGUCGCUCCGGCACUUCUUGCUUUUGUGGUUGGCUUGCGAACGUAUUUGGAUACAGUGGUAUUAACCGGAUUCAUAUGUUGCGGGCUCGCACGACUCGCCAGGUUUAACGCCACAGUCGCCUCUGUUCCAACAGACUCGUCUGGAAAAGCAAAGUACUUCGAAGGGCUCCCAAUUCCAUCGACACUCGGUCUCGUUACACUCUUAGCAUUUUGGACGUCAAGGGGUUGGAUCGAGGGGAAAGAGGGCGUUCCUUUAAGGCUUAUACAGCUUUGGGGUGCACCUGGAGGUAGCGGCGAGAUACACCAAGUGUCUCUCGUGUUUGGCUUAUGGGCGGCGGCGAUGGUCAGCAAGACGCUGCGAGUUCCGAAGUUUUAACGACUUGAAGGACGUUAAUUAUCAUUUCCCACUCUUCGUUUUUCUUUCUUCACGAUCAUGGCAUAUACGAUUGAUGAUUGGAAAUGAUGGACGAAUAUACGGUACAUGAAGAGAGGAGAGUAUGAUUUAGGUUUGAUAUUCAAAUAAAAUACAUCAGUACAAUACGGAUGUCUUCGAUGGAGAUUAGUGCUGCG